AUGUUCGACCCCGGCGGACAACUUCAACGAUUUGGUCAAAAAAUUGUUAUCCACAAACUUUCAUCUGUUUCAGCAACUGCACCAUGUGCUGAGAAAGUUUCUCAUCAGUUUCGUCAUCGAUCACUUGAAACUAACAAAAAACGAGCACAACGGCAAUCUGCAAAUAUCGUUCAUGUCAGUGUGCGACAACCAAAAAUCAAUCAGCCAAACAAUAAUAAACUUGCUGAUAAAAUCUUUUACUAGUAAGACAGUAUUUCAAAGCCUCAAACAUUUUGAAUUUUGCCUUUAUUUAUACAGUUCGCAACAAUUUUGAGUUUAUUCAACCAUCGCUUAAUAAGAGUUCAUCAGAAUGGUCGAAAUACAUGAUGCAUUCUCUGAAUGAGACAAAUGUCUCUUCACAUCGCUCAGCACUGUUACAAGAGAGAUUAAGAAAAAACUUUGAAACUUUGUUUUGAUCUACUAUUUUCGUGUAUCACUUCAUAAAAUCCAAAUAUAAAUUUCUUUUUAAAGCAAAUUUAGAAACUGACGUUCUUGUAUUAGUUUUGUUACGUUAAGGGGGGGCCCCCCCCCCGGGGGGGGGGGGGGGGGGGGGGGGGGGGGGGGGGGGGGGGGGGGGGGGGGGGGGGGGGGGGGGGGGGGGGGGGGGGGGGGGG
Molecule: messenger RNA, 653 nt
Organism: Didymodactylos carnosus
Lineage: Eukaryota; Metazoa; Rotifera; Eurotatoria; Philodinida; Philodinidae
Source: the annotation of a GenBank genome assembly